UCAAAGUUCACGCAACAUGUGUUUUUGUUUACAUCUCACAUAUUCAUGAAUUGGGUCCAUGAAAUUGUGCUAAACGUUCCUUGAAGCCUACUGUAUUUGUUAUGGAACUCUUAACUAGUGAUAUUGAGUGAAUCUCGCACCGGGUGUAGUUGUUUUCACAAUGGUAGUUGCCAUAGGUUUUGAAGGUAGUGCCAACAAGCUAGGAAUUGGCAUCGUUCGAGAUGGUGAGGUAUUAGCAAACUGUCGACGCACCUACAUUACUCCUCCUGGAGAAGGUUUUCUUCCCAGGGAAACUGCGAGGCAUCACAGAGAAGUAAUUCUACAAGUUCUGCAAGAAGCACUGGAUACUUCUAAGCUAUCCCCCACGGAGAUUGAUGUUGUUUGCUACACAAAAGGUCCCGGUAUGGGGGGGCCUCUUUAUUCAACCGCAAUUGUUGCUAGAACAAUAGCUCAGCUGUGGAGAAAACCUAUCGUUGGAGUCAAUCAUUGCAUCGGUCAUAUUGAAAUGGGACGAUUGGUCACUAAGUGUGACAAUCCAACUGUUCUGUAUGUAAGUGGAGGAAAUACACAAGUCAUUGCAUACUCAAGGAAGAAAUAUCGGAUAUUUGGUGAAACCAUCGAUAUAGCUGUUGGUAAUUGUUUGGAUCGAUUUGCCAGAGUGUUAAUGCUUUCAAAUGAUCCAAGCCCUGGUUACAACAUCGAGCAGGAGGCCAAAAAGGGUAAAAAGUUCCUUGUCCUACCUUAUGUUGUCAAAGGGAUGGACGUUUCCUUUUCUGGCAUUCUGAGUUAUAUCGAGGAACGAGCACCCAGUCUCAUAGAAAAAGGAGAAUACACCCCUGCUGAUCUCUGCUACUCUCUUCAAGAAACAAUUUUUGCAAUGCUAGUAGAAACCACAGAACGAGCCAUGGCACAUUGUGGAUCAAAUGAAGUCCUUAUUGUCGGAGGUGUAGGCUGCAAUGUCCGUUUACAAGAAAUGAUGGGCCAGAUGUGCCAAGAACGGGGUGCGACGCUGUAUGCUACUGACGAAAGAUUCUGCAUUGAUAAUGGAGCUAUGAUCGCCCAUGCAGGAGCUUUGAUGUUCUCCAGUGGUCAGACCACAGAAUGGAAAGAUACUUUUGUCACUCAGAGGUACAGAACUGAUGCAGUUGAGGUCACAUGGCGGUAGCGUGGACUCACUGUGAUUUAUCCUUCCCAGGCUGGUUGAACGUGAUUUCUUCAUCUCGAAUCACAUCGAAUGAUAGAGAACAAAUUGAAUAUCAAAUUUAAGUGGAUUUUUCUACUUAUUUCUGUCUAGAAUCACCACCUAGUCAUUCAAUUUACAGUAAGAAUUAGAAAAAUAACGGAUUUCUAAGUUAUAUUUUAUGUCGUGAUGUAUCUCCCAUUUUCUUUUUCUCUCUAACUCUUAAUGUACAGUAAGAUUACCUACUCCAACUGAUUCCAUUAUUAGUUAAUAAGAAUACAUUUUCUAUUCUUAUUUGUAUCAAAAUUUAUAAUUGCAUAAAUAACACUUAUGAUGCAAUUUGCAAAGUUCUUUCAAGUGUUUCCUGUGUUAUUGAUACGAAUGUAGCCGGAAAAAAAAACCAUCUUAUCCAUAUAAAUGUCAUAUAAAUGUAUCAUUUUUUGAUGAA
Molecule: messenger RNA, 1628 nt
Organism: Bemisia tabaci
Lineage: Eukaryota; Metazoa; Arthropoda; Insecta; Hemiptera; Aleyrodidae
Gene: Tcs3
Product: Probable tRNA N6-adenosine threonylcarbamoyltransferase Tcs3
Biological process (GO): tRNA threonylcarbamoyladenosine modification
Cellular component (GO): cytoplasm; EKC/KEOPS complex
Source: RefSeq, a predicted model, not a curated record